UAUUGCAAAUUUUUUAUUCUAGAUAUUCUAGCAAACAAGGUUCCACUUACUCACUCUGCAUCCCAAGGCUAAACAAAAUUGCCUCCAUCUCUCCCAGCCAGUUCACCAGGAUGGAUGAGGAGCACCUUCAUGACGAGCUGCAUAUCUUUAAAGACAGAAACUUUUUCCAGCAGAAGCUGAGAUCCUUUUUCACGGUAUACUUGCUACUGGCACUCUCCUUCUUGCUGAUCAUCACCCUGUUUGCUGUGUCACUCUCCAGAGUUUCUGCCCUUUCUUCUAAACUCCAUGAGAUGCACCUGGAACGGAAACAGAACCAUUCUGGCAUGGAUUUCCUGUUAUUUCCCUGUGGACCUGGAUCCAGGGAGUGGGAGUACUUUGACAGAAAAUGUUACUACUUCUCCCUGCGUAGAAUGAGCUGGCACAAGGCAAAGGCUCAGUGUGAAGAGAUGCACUCACAACUGGCUAUCAUUGACAGCUACGCCAAGCAGAAUUUUGUCAUGUUCAGGACAAGGAAUGAACGCUUCUGGAUUGGGCUCACAGAUGAGAACUUGGAAGGGGAAUGGGAAUGGAUCGACGGGACUGACUACAAAACCACAUUCACAUUCUGGAAGGAAGGAGAGCCCAACAACAGUGGCAACGAGGACUGUGCCCACCUCUGGAGCUUCGGGCAAUGGAACGAUGUCUACUGCACCUAUGAGUGCUACUACAUCUGUGAAAAGCCUGUGCCCACCUGAACGGUACUGAGCAACGCCAGCAUGCUGCACCCAACCCGAGCUGCGCGUGAAGGCAACAUCCUGUGCUCCGACAACGCGAAUGUUCCUUGCUCUUCUUAAUUUAUGCUAUCCAAGUGUCCAUUUUUUGCUGGUUCCUCUCAGCCAUUGGGAACCACACUGUCCUGAGGAAGGACAGAAAAGGACUUUAACAGUCCUAAGCAACAUCGGAGGAGUCCUGGUUCUCCACAAGGAGCUCAGCUUAAUAAAGGACAAUUAUUGCUCUGGA
Molecule: messenger RNA, 999 nt
Organism: Struthio camelus australis
Lineage: Eukaryota; Metazoa; Chordata; Aves; Struthioniformes; Struthionidae
Product: hepatic lectin-like
Source: RefSeq, a predicted model, not a curated record